AUUGACAAGUGUGCGACAUCCUCUAUUGGAAGUGGGAACAAACUUUUCCUAUAACCUGAUAUACGUGCGGUAAACAUAUUUUCCCCUCAGUUUUAUGUAUCACGAUUUUUCAGCGUUUUCGACAUCCUCGGGAGGAAUCCGUUAAGUUGGAAAAUAAAACAAUUAGAUAGUAAGAAUUAUUUUUUUUGUAAUAUCUUUCGACUUUAGAUAGAUUUGUCGUUUUCAUCACAACAGCAAUUUGUUAUCGCGUUAAGCUUGCUGAUAAGGCGAUGUCUGAUAACAGUAAAAAUUAUGUAGACUACCUGACCGAUCGUAGUUCAAUUGGCAGUACAACCAUGGCUGGUCAGGUGCAAUUAGCCUUUUUGUUAGUGAUCGCAGCGUUCGCGCAAAAUGACGCUACGCCUCUCGCAGACAAGCGAAGCCCUUUCUCUGUUCAGACGACAGAACAUACUGUAGUCUUGGAUAAGACAUUCGAUCGUCUGUUGCCGUAUUUGACUUCAUUUAUCAUCAAGAAUGGGUUAGAUCCCAUGGAACUCGUCGAUGUUUCCGAGGACCUUCUACCGGAUUUGCCUGGGAUAUUCAAAGGGCACAUCGAUCUCAAGAAGGGCUGGCUGCAGAACCUCGCGCAAAUAAAGCGUGCCGAUCAUGUGAUCGGAAAAUUUACCGAGGAAACAAAUACGCUGGUGCUCAACAUGGAUCUGGGAUUCAACGUUUUGGACUUCAACUACGAGUACGAUAUAUCGUACAUGCUGCUGAGAAGACUGGGCGAUAUGUACGGUCGCUUCUUCGACCUCAAGACUAAAGUUCUGCUGACGUUCGACCUGAAGCGGAAGUACAUUUCUCUCGAUUCCAUCAAGUUCACCGCCGUCGGGAAUUAUGACAUCAGAUUCGAGGGUCAUAUUCUGGAUCCCAUCUUGAACAUAGCGACUAAAGUGGUCACGACGAUUUUCAAGAAAUCCGUGCUGGCGCAUAUCGAGGAACGUUCCCUUAAAAUUUUCAGAGCGAAAAUCGACGAAUGGAACAAAAUACUUUCGCGCCCGAAAGGCACGAUGAUGCAAGAACCGAUUUACGUUUCUAGUAUUUCGGAUAUUAAUACUUUUAAGUUCGAUACUUUGGACAUAAAACUCCAUUGAUAUUUGCGGUUCUGCGGCGCGCUCAUUAUUCCAUACGAAAAAAAUUCGAAAAACAAUCAUUUCUAAAUAUUUUGGGGCACUUUUUUUAAUACAAUCGCCAAUACUUGACACGUACUAUGUGAUUGAUUCGUAUAAGUUUCAGAAUUGACUGCGGUAAUUUGAACAAUAUCUUUUCGCAAGAUUGUAAGCUUCUCAAAAUAUAUAAUUUAAUUCUACCAAUCGCGCUAUGAUACCUAAAUGUCAAGUCGAUUUUCAAUCGGAAACACGUGUAAUGAAACGAUCGCUCAUGUUGAAUAAAGCACACAAGCUCCCGAAGAGCGUGGAAAUGAUUUUUGUCUGAUGCGACGUUACUCACUUUUAUCAAGAUCAUUCGGCACUAUUGAAACCAGG
Messenger RNA from Dinoponera quadriceps, 1523 nucleotides. RefSeq lists its product as uncharacterized. Bases 270 to 1133 code for a protein of 287 amino acids. The transcript is spliced from 5 exons. The record is from RefSeq and is a predicted model, not a curated record. NCBI's taxonomy places the organism in Eukaryota, Metazoa, Arthropoda, Insecta, Hymenoptera, Formicidae.